AUGGCCACCUCAACCUUUUCACCUCUCCCUCUCCUCCUCCUCCUCCUCUUCCACCUCGCCGUUACUUCCGUCACCGUCACAUCCAUCGGCAUCAACUACGGCACCCUAGGAGACAAUCUCCCACCACCAACCACCGUAGCAAACUUCCUAAAAACAAACACAAUCAUCGACCGUGUCAAGAUCUUCGACGUGAGUCCUCAGAUCCUUCAGGCUUUUGCUAACACCGGGAUCUCCGUCACCAUCACGGCGCCGAACGGCGAUAUCGCGGCGUUGGCGAAGAUUGAUACGGCGAGGCAAUGGGUUGUUACGCAUGUUAAGCCUUUUCAUCCUCAGACGAAGAUUAAUUAUAUUCUGGUUGGAAGUGAAGUUCUUCAUUGGGGUGAUAGUGCUAUGAUUCGGAACCUUGUUCCUGCUAUGAGAACGCUUCAUGCUGCUCUUCUUGCGGAGGGUAUUUCCGACAUUAAGGUUACUACAGCACACUCGUUAGCAAUAAUGCGACAAUCGUUGCCACCAAGUGCAGGCCAAUUCAGACCAGGAUUCGCAAAAUACUUUCUAGGACCAAUGUUGAAAUUCCUAAGACAAACAAGAACACCAUUUAUGGAACACCAACCUAAGAUACACAAACCAAUUUGA
Molecule: messenger RNA, 633 nt
Organism: Vicia faba (fava bean)
Lineage: Eukaryota; Viridiplantae; Streptophyta; Magnoliopsida; Fabales; Fabaceae
Source: the annotation of a GenBank genome assembly